AUGGCAAUGUAUCGGCGAUCAUGGUCGGACAUACCAUCUGAGCUUGCUGGCCUGGUCCUCCUCCGCCUGCCUGCCCACUCUGACCGCAUUCGUUUCACAGCUGUAUGCCGCCAUUGGUGCGCCUCUGCAAAGCAGCAUAGCCUGCCCCCGCCUUUGCCGUGGCUCGUACUCCCUGGUGGAACCUUCUUCUGCUUGCCCCUCAGUGAAUCCUUCCAAAUCCCCAACGGUGCAGAAUUCCACAGUUCCUGUGCCGAGUGGUUUGUCUUCUCACAUGACGAGGCCUGCUCCCUCGUAAUCAACUUCACUAAGGUCACCUUGGAGCUCCCUGACCUAAACAUCUUCGACCUCAUCGACGAGCCUCAUGAAGUUAUCAACGGUCAAAACAUAUGCUACACAUUGUUGGACCAUGUAAUCAUGUCCAUACACAAGGUAAUCUUGUGCUCGGUGCUCCUUGUUGCUGCCAUCGUUGAUAUAGGGGAUCUCCGCACUCUAGCAUUGUGCCGGCCAGGGGGUAAUGAAUGGUUUGUAAGUGCGCUUGGCUAUGACCGGUCCAUCGACAUAAUUUUCCACGAAGGCAAGUUAUACGUGGUUGAUGGAUGGAGGAACCUUUACAUUCUCGACGUCGAAGAGGAGAGCGAUAGCGGCAGCUUAUUCAUUUCUCGGAUCGAGCGCAUCAUCAAGGGUCCUCCCUGGUCCUUCAGAGAGUACCCAGGUGGCCUCGUCAUAUUCGACACGUACCUGGUUGAAGAUCGUGGCGCCCUGCUGCUGAUCCGUGGAACAAUCUAUGGUUGGCCACCUGUUGACAACCACUCAGGGUUUGAGAUCAGGGCAGCACGGUUCGAAUUCGAGGUGUGCGAAGCAGAUUUUCAGUCAUUACAGUGGGUAGAGAAGACGAGCGUGGGCGAUGACCAGGUGUUGUUUCUUGGGCCAAGAUGCUCCAAGUCCAUAUGUGCGUCUCAGUACAAUCUAAAGGGGAAUUGCAUCUUCUUCCUGGAUAAUGAUAAUUGUGGAUGGUACUGGAAGCAUGCGCCGAGCGCGCCGAGCUCCUACGCGAUAUACGACAUGAAUGAUGGGUCGGUCCGCUCACCUCUUCCCAGAGGAUCAUGCAAGGGCGAAGAAGCUCCAGCGACAUGGCAUUUCCCUCUGGGCUGA
This is a messenger RNA of Lolium perenne, 1152 nucleotides long. RefSeq lists its product as uncharacterized. Gene Ontology annotation, molecular function: protein binding. Lineage: Eukaryota; Viridiplantae; Streptophyta; Magnoliopsida; Poales; Poaceae. The record is from RefSeq and is a predicted model, not a curated record.